AUGACUCCUGGCACAAAACGAACAAUCAUUACUUCGAAAACUACUGGUCGCCGGUAUUUUCUCGUUCGUUCUGCUAAUCGGCCAAGUGGUCGUCGAUAUUACGUUUGCUCAAAUCCGUCGUGUAAAUCACGUGUCUCUCGUGAAGCAGAUCUGUAUUGUAAAGCUCAUUCACAAAACCCUUCACAUGAAAACGAUCACCAACACGAAGCAGAAAGUGAAGAUACUGGCGAUAUUUCAACGAAGUCCGAUCAAAUUGAUGAAAAUGAUAUUCAAAACGAUGGAGAAAUCAUCGAAGAAGAAGCAUCAACAAAAACAAGACAGAGUAUCAGAUCAGAAUCCAAUUCUGGCGAACAUCUCGAAGAAAAUGAGAAUAACAAUUCUAUAAACAAAGAUGAUGCUGGAGAAAUCAAUGAUGUGACUAUUUCAACUGACAACUCAAUACCAUUAUCACCGACUUCCCAAACAAACCGUCAAGUUCAAGUGGAUGAAGCAACAGGUAUACGUUCAUUUCGUGAUAGUUCUGGUCGUCGUCGAUAUCUUUGCACUCAUGAUUCAUGUUCAAACAUACUCCGACGACAAUCAGAUAUGUUCUGUCGUUUACAUUUACCUUCGAAGAAGCCGGAAGAUGAUCAUGAAAAGACGAGUCGAAUUGCAAAACGACAGUCACCACCAGUUGACACCAAUUCUUCGAAAAAGAAUCGUUACCGUUCGCCGUUUCAAACAUCAACAACCACAGUAACACCACUGUCAUCAGAAAAUGGAACCAAGAGCAAUACAACAACUGAACAUCAGCCAACGAAAAGAUUAAAAUCAAAUCCGUCACAGCGCACUGGGACAACUCGAUCAUUCCGAGAUGCUUCAGGAAAACUACGUUUCCUUUGUUCGAUUCCGACGUGUCAUAGUCGUGUACCGCGACAAAGUGAACUGUAUUGUCGACGACAUACGAUUGAAAUGCAAGCGAAAGAAGCCGAACAAAAGACGGUUCAAACACCUAAUACGAAUGGUGGUAUCGAUGGAAAUAAAGUGAACAAUCAGAUUGAAUCAAUGGAUCUACAAAAUGGAACAAAAUCAUCAUCUCGUCCGACAACAUUUAAUGUUGAAAAUCAUUCAGACACGCGAAAACGCAAACUUAAUUCAUCUAUCCAACUGUCAUCAAUUCCACCAAACGAGAUUGUUCUUGCAGCAACAACUCUUCUAGAUGAUCAAUGGGCUGAAACUCUCACAUUUAUCCGUCAUUUUCCUCAAGUUCAAUUGUCUACAAAUUUAAACGUGACUAACUCAACAACACAUCUACUUGUUGACGAUAGCGAACAUCAACUACACUGCACAAUAACAAAAAAGAUCGUCCAAGCCGCUGUCCGUCAGCAUAUCUUCAUCAUUUCAUCCCGUUGGAUGGCUGAUUGUAUGCGGGCGAAUGCAUUCAUUGAUGAGCAUCCGUAUGAAAUUCUAAGCGAUUCUCACACGACACUUCGUAUGUCGAAACAAGAUUUGAGUCUAGCUAAUAGAUAUUUAUUCAAUCCAACAUCACAAACAGCACAUGCAUUUGCAAUUGAAUGUCGCCAAUGUCAAGGAUCGAUCAAUCGAAGUGAACUCAUCGAAUUAAUUCAGCUAACAGGUGCGCAAUUAUUUCAGAUGGAACAAGCCGUUGAUGUCCUAAUUGUUCUAUGUGAUGCUAAUGAUAAAAAUCUCAAUAAAGUCAAAGAAAAAUACCUUCAAGCACCGGCAUCGAAUAUCAAAUACGUGACAAGUGACUUUUUACUGAAAUCAAUUAUAAAAUUUGAAAUUCAAGAUAUUGACAAAUAUUCUCUAUAG
Adineta ricciae is the source of this 1812-nucleotide messenger RNA. The record is from the annotation of a GenBank genome assembly. NCBI's taxonomy places the organism in Eukaryota, Metazoa, Rotifera, Eurotatoria, Adinetida, Adinetidae.